AUGGGAAUCAAGCUGAAUACCCUCGUUGCUAUAGCGGCCGUGGUUGGAUUUUCAACCGCCGAAGCAGUGGGUUAUUUUGAUGAUUCCUCCGUUUGCGCAGACCCAGACGGGCUUGCAACUUGUUACGAGAAGGCAGAAAACAGUUACACAAGUUGCAUCACCAACAACUGCGCCGGAGGUAGCAGUUCCUGCGUGAAAUCAUGCAAUGGGGAUGCGAAUUGUAUUGCUAAGCAAUGUCCCAACCUCGGUGUGGAUUGCAUCAAUGCAUGCGGUUGUGUCAGAGCGGGAAACCAGAUCGAUUGCACCGCAUCUAGCUGCUGGAAUCAGGUGCGAUGUCAUAUCCAGCGUCCCGUGGCUCCACUAAUAACUUUUCUACCAAAGGUCUACUCCUGCGAAUAUCAAUAUACUGUCGAAGACCUUCUCAACCUAUGCGUCAAGCAACAACUGAAUGGCGUUCCCUUUUGGCCUCCUCCAGCCAAAGCACCUGGCGGAUGCUCUUGCAACAUUGGAAAAGCCGACAAGAAGGAAUUGCAGAUAUCGCAGUUCCUCGAUACCUGUGCAAACAACAUGACCAACCUGAAUCAAAUGUCGGAAGCGGAAGAUAUGACGGAUUAUGCGCAGGCCUGUAUCUGCUGUACACAGAGUGCCAUAAUGUCAACGAUCUAUGAUACCUGCCCGAAUACCGAGCCCUCCGCCAUCGGAGCGGAUGAUGUGUACGCUGUCUACUUUGCGCAUAGUAAAUGGGAAGGUUGCGGGAAAUACCUGGAAGCAUAUGAUUGCGCUGGAGAUUUGGGGUUCGGUGCUGAAAACGCCGGCGACACUCACACCUUCUACAAGCCCGGAGACUUCCCAAAAAAUGGUACUGAAUCACUAUACAAUACGGGUGGUAUCAUUUCGACUCCCGUGAGUGGUGCAACAUUCACAUGGACCCAUGGCACCAUAGAGCACCCGGUCACCGUUAGAUCGACUGAUAACGUCGUCUCUACCACUGCGACCGCGACAGGCACAUCGGGUGAUUCAAGCACCACAGCUUCCGAGACGGGAGCAAGCAGCACAAAGACAGGCAUGGCUGUUUCUGUUAAUAUGCCGCAUUGGGAGCCUGUCAUUCUGUCUGGUGCUCUUGCCCUGGCAUUAUUUUGA
Penicillium waksmanii is the source of this 1140-nucleotide messenger RNA. RefSeq lists its product as uncharacterized. The record is from RefSeq and is a predicted model, not a curated record. The transcript is spliced from 2 exons. The coding region runs from base 1 to 1140 and encodes 379 amino acids. Lineage: Eukaryota; Fungi; Ascomycota; Eurotiomycetes; Eurotiales; Aspergillaceae.